CCUGGCGAGACCGUGUUACUCUGCGCUGCGCAUUUCAAUGAAGCCGGUUUAGCUGUUGAUAUUUCCUUUGUCCCCCUGCGUCUUACCGCCUUUAAGCAAUCCCCAAUCAAGCGCCCCAUUGGUCAACAAUUCUACAGCAAUCAUCUCUUUCUUCAGCGCAUCCUCCACAGACACGUCACGAAACGAAGCUCCCACCAAAACUUCCUGCCGCCCCUCCCCCGCCGUUUUCUCCACGAACCGAUCUCGCAUACUCCUUUUCCCAACACCCAACGAUAACAAACUCAACUCUUGGAAAUACAGUAGACACAAGAUCUUGGGAACCCUAGUGCUCUCUUGAGCGGAGCGAUACAAACCGCCAUCAUGAGCCGGACGUUGACGAGCCGGCAGGCCGAGGAGCUGUUCGUACAGGGGAGCUUCUGGAGCUUUGAUUUGCCCAUCUGACACUGCUGCAGGCAUAAAUCCAUCAUCGCCUACCUCGCCGCAAAUAACCUACAAGAAAGCGCCAAUGCCAUGAGGACGGAGCUCAGUCUUGGAGAGGAUGCUUUCGAUACGGCUACCGCGAAGAAAUACGAGACGCUGCUGGAGAAGAAAUGGACAAGUGUCGUGCGGUUACAAAAAAAGAUCAUGGAUCUAGAAGCACAGAACAACGCCCUUCAGACAGAACUUAAUAGCGCUACACCGACAUCUCUCUCUAACCGAAGAGGAGAUCCAUCUUCUUGGCUCCCAGCCGGUCCCCCACGACACGUCCUUCAAUCGCAUCGAACGCCCAUCAACUGCGUCGCCUUUCAUCCGAUCUUUUCGUCUAUCGCAUCCGGAGAUGAAGACGCCACUAUCAAGAUCUGGGAUUGGGAGUUUGGCGAGCUUGAAAGGACGGUGAAAGGUCACACCAAAGCGGUUCUCGAUCUCGACUACGGUGGUCCGAAAGGUCAUACGCUGCUUGCGUCUUGCAGUUCCGAUUUAACUAUCAAGCUAUGGGAUCCUUCGAACGAGUACCAAAAUAUUCGCACACUACCCGGUCACGACCAUAGUGUGAGCGCAGUCCGAUUUAUACCCUCCGGAGCUCCUGGGGCACCGUUAUCUGGAAAUCUGCUUGCGAGCGCUAGUCGAGAUGUUACAGUGAGGAUAUGGGAUGUCACGACAGGGUAUUGCGUCAAGACGAUAAGAGGGCAUGUCGACUGGAUUCGUGAUGUCGCUCCGUCGCUGGAUGGAAAAUACCUACUAUCGACUGGUAACGAUCGAACAGUGAGACUCUGGGAUAUUUCAGUACCAAAUCCUGAAGCCAAGCUCGUCAUGAUUGGGCACGAGCAUUUCGUCGAAUGCUGUACCUUUGCGCCACCAGCAGCAUACUCGCACUUGGCUACUCUCGCCGGAGUAAAGAAGGCGCCCCCAGCAAGCAGCACGGCGGAGUUCAUGGCGACCGGUGGCAGAGAUAAGACGAUCAAGUUGUGGGAUGGCCGAGGAACCUGUAUCAAGACCCUGGUAGGUCAUGACAACUGGGUUCGAGGCCUUGUGUUCCAUCCAAGCGGCAAAUUCCUUCUCUCCGUAUCCGAUGACAAGACGAUUCGAUGCUGGGAUCUGAGCCAAGAAGGAAAGUGUGUCAAGACCGUUGAAGGAGCCCACGAACAUUUCAUUACAAGUCUGAGAUGGGCGCCGCCUAUUAUCAAGGACAAGGGUCCGACUGAGGAGGCCAAUGGUGAUGUGGGCACUCCCAAGAAAGCGGCGGCGGCACCUCAAGAUGUGCAGAUCCGCUGUGUCAUUGCUACAGGAAGUGUAGAUAUGUCUCUUCGAAUCUUUUCGCGGUAGUUGGAUACAGCAUAUCUGAGUAUUGGAUAUAAACUAGAGGAAGCUGCUCACGAUGACCCCGUGGCCCAGCGACGUGCCAAAGCGCACGAUGCCGAUGCAGGUCGCCCGCGACAUGCCUCAGCCCCCAACAGAGAUUCCCUUCUAUCGAACGGCCGGAAACAUCCCAUCCCAAUCCGUCUCGACUUUUUAAACGGUUCAGAAAGGCGUAUUUCUUUUCGCCAGGAACCGGCACUCCCAUCUAUCAAAUCAUAACCAUAUUUAUAACAAAACAACAAACCAAGACAAACCUCCUUUCUACCGAUGGUCCCACCCGUCAAAAUGCGUCUGGUGCAUGGGGAUUUUACGAAUAAUGUUUGAUACCCAAGCGAUAUUAGGUACGGACAGUUGAUCUGAUGAUUUGCUGUUUGGAGGGAGGAUGAGUGAGUGAGGGGACGGGGGUUGGGAUGGAAAACUUUUGGGGAAAAAAGCAGGCAUAGACGUUAGGGGCAUCAUAGAACGGAAAUUUUACGUAUUUAUUUUAAUCAUUGAGCGAGUUAAGAGUCUG
This is a messenger RNA of Fusarium odoratissimum NRRL 54006, 2347 nucleotides long. RefSeq names its product nuclear distribution protein PAC1. The transcript is spliced from 2 exons. The record is from RefSeq and is a predicted model, not a curated record. Gene Ontology annotation, molecular function: protein binding. Bases 511 to 1803 code for a protein of 430 amino acids. NCBI's taxonomy places the organism in Eukaryota, Fungi, Ascomycota, Sordariomycetes, Hypocreales, Nectriaceae.